This is a messenger RNA of Solenopsis invicta (red fire ant), 954 nucleotides long. RefSeq lists its product as uncharacterized. The coding region runs from base 1 to 954 and encodes 317 amino acids. The transcript has a single exon. Gene Ontology annotation, molecular function: nucleic acid binding; RNA-DNA hybrid ribonuclease activity. Gene Ontology annotation, biological process: DNA replication, removal of RNA primer. The record is from RefSeq and is a predicted model, not a curated record. NCBI's taxonomy places the organism in Eukaryota, Metazoa, Arthropoda, Insecta, Hymenoptera, Formicidae.
AUGAAGCAAGAUAAGAUGCCAGCAGUUCGGGCCUUGGACAGACGCUUUAAAGUGCAUGUCACAGGGCUCGCGGACUGGAAAGAACCCGGGACACUAGAUCAGGCCUGGGACGGGGAAUUCUGGUUUACAGACGGCUCCAAGACGGGUACAAGCUUCGGCGCGAGCAUCGUUUGUCGACAAAGGAAGGUGGCGGAAAGCCUGUCCCUGGAUGGGUACGCCACAGUUUUUCAGACGGAGAUUGUGGCGAUCCUAAGAUGUGCCCAACUGACCCUGGGAGGAAAGGAGACAGGUGGGCGCGUAAGAAUAUGCUCGGAUAGCCAAGCUGUUAUCAAGGCACUUGAGGCUCCGAUUUAUACCUCGCGGCUGGUCUGGGACUGCAGAAAUCCACUGGAGAAGCUGGCGAGGGAUAAAGAAGUUAUCGUGACCUGGGUCCCCGGUCACUCGGGGAUCGAGGGCAAUGAGGAGGCUAAUCGGCUCGCCAGAGCCGCAUCAAGAAUGGAGGUGUUCCGGCCGGGACCGCCGCUGGGGGUCCCUUUCUGUCUAAGUAGGAGGAGGAUUCGGGCCUGGUUACGGAGUGAGCACCUCGAGUUUUGGAAAAAUAAACUGAGGACCAAAUGUCGACAGGCCGGAACUCUACUGGGGAAAACACCUGGUGAGGGCCUGGUAAGAGACAUAAGGUUCUUGAGUAGAAGAGACGCCAGGCUAGUAGUGCAAAUACUGAUUGGCCAUGGGGUCCUCAAUUACAACAUGCACAGGCUGGGCCGAUCCGAUACGGCCGAGUGUAGGGCUUGUGAGGAGGAAGAAAAGACUAGUCUCCACCUUCUUUGUAAUUGUCCGGCCUAUGCAGGGCUGAGACUAAAACUGCUAGGCUCGGCAUUUCCCGAGCCAGGGCAGAUUAGCAGGCUACCUAUAAGAGACCUGAGUCUCUUUUGGAGAGAAUCGGGGCUCUCGUAA